This is a messenger RNA of Paramacrobiotus metropolitanus, 600 nucleotides long. RefSeq lists its product as uncharacterized. Bases 178 to 600 code for a protein of 140 amino acids. Lineage: Eukaryota; Metazoa; Tardigrada; Eutardigrada; Parachela; Macrobiotidae. The record is from RefSeq and is a predicted model, not a curated record. The transcript is spliced from 2 exons.
AUCCGCAAAAAUUUCCGACAUUCUUUCUGUCGUGGAAUUCAAAAACGUGUUAAUUUUUUGUAAAUUCUGCCCUUUUUGGGGACUAUUGAUUGCCAUUUGCCACUGGUACCAUAAUUAUUAAGCAACCUAAUAUCUACCAUUUGACUGUUAGACUGAUUUAUUUGCAGUACAGACAAAAUGGAAGGAAAAGAGCGACAGACCCGUACAAGCACACACGCAUCGCUGCUGGAAGAAAGAAUGGGCUCCUUCCAGAUCUAUUUGCGAUGCGACAGCGUGGAUGUCUGGGAGAACAGCGGUCUCCUGCGAUAUGGACGCGUGGUGGACGUAGCGGAUAAUGGGCUCUUUAUCGACUUUCUCUGCCCCGAUCGCCGGUGCGAAUUGACGCCCUUUGACCGCAUCUUCAAGAUGUUCUCGCCGGCCUGUGCGACGGACUUGGAUCUGGGUAAAGUAGGUGAGCGCUGCCCGGUGGAGGUGCUGCUGCGUCCCAGCCCCGCGCUCCCUGGACUUGGACCCUGCCGAAUUGUUUCUAAAGAUGCGGGAAACGGUCCAUCCGCAAAAAUUUCCGACAUUCCUUUCUGUGUGGAAUUCAAAACGUGUUAA